AUGAGCAAACCUGUAGUUGGCAAAACGACGCCACCAAGAUUAUUGAGCAGAUUAAUACGUUCAAUGGUUCAGUCGAACAGUAACAAGGAUACUAUUAAUAUAUCAGCGUUUAAAACAUGGACUUCACAUUUAAGCUCAUCAUGGAACACAGUUGAACAAUUAAAAAUGUUACAAGCAAAAUUAAUGAACCAAAUUGAAGUUGAAGGUACCAUGACGAAUGAAAUGGUUAAUGAUGAGUUAAAUCAGUGGAGUUUCUAUAACAAUAACACGAGUACAGUGACUAUCCCGACAUUGUUAUUGCAUGGAUAUGCUGCUUCAUCCAUGUCAUUUUAUAGAACUUUUGCUCCAUUAUCUAACAAUUUUAAAAAUCUUUAUGCAAUAGAUCUACCAGCUAAUGGAUUGUCAGUAGCGAUACCUUUGAAAAUUACUAAACAGAGAAAGAGACUUUAUGAAGUUAAAUAUAAAGAAAAUAAUAAAUUUUCAAUUUCUUAUCCAGUACCUAUAGAAGAGCAAAAACCAUUAAUUGAACAAUAUGAAAAUUAUUAUCUUGACGCAAUGAGAUCUUGGCAGGUAGCAAACAAUAUUGAAAAAUUUAACCUAGUCGGACAUUCAUUCGGUGGAUAUUUUUCCUUCAAAUAUGCACUAAGAUUUCCAGAUUCUAUAAAUAAGCUUUGUUUGGUAUCUCCAUUAGGUAUGGAAAGUAACAUAUUUUCCAUUCAUAAUAAAUUUGAAGAGAAUAAGAUAUAUAACGUUAAUUUGACUGAUCCAACAAGUCCAUUUUAUGGUAAAAAAUUUCAAAUUCCUAAUUAUUUAUUUGAAAACCAAUUAGACGUCAUACGGAAGCUUGGUCCCUUUGGUGCUAGAUUAUGUUGGAAUUAUAUCCUUUCUGCAUAUAAAAGAGUUCCAUCCAUGGAAUAUAAAGAAUAUUUAUUUGAAUUAUUUUAUGGUAAUCGUCAAGUAUCACCCAUUUUAUGUGAACUUUUCACAAAUUUAUUAACUAGAAACUUAUUAGCAAGAGAUCCUAUCUUAGAUUCUAUAGACCAAUUACAACUAUCCAAUGUAUUAGUUAUGUAUGGUGAACACGAUUGGAUGAAUCGAUAUGCAGGGUAUUGUAUGGUAUCGAGAUUGAAUAAUAUACGGAGAACUCCUAAUACUGCUCAAUAUUUACAAGUUCCAGCCGCGGGUCAUAAUUUGUUCUUAGAUAAUCCUGAAUAUUUCAGUUCUGCUUUAGCGAGUUUCUUUAAAGAAUAA
Naumovozyma dairenensis CBS 421 is the source of this 1251-nucleotide messenger RNA. RefSeq lists its product as uncharacterized. Lineage: Eukaryota; Fungi; Ascomycota; Saccharomycetes; Saccharomycetales; Saccharomycetaceae. Bases 1 to 1251 code for a protein of 416 amino acids. Gene Ontology annotation, biological process: cardiolipin acyl-chain remodeling. The record is from RefSeq and is a predicted model, not a curated record. Gene Ontology annotation, molecular function: A2-type glycerophospholipase activity. The transcript has a single exon. Gene Ontology annotation, cellular component: mitochondrial inner membrane.